AUGGAAAGCAAAAACCAACAACACGGAAAAAAAAAAAAAAAAAAAAAAAAAAAAAAAAAAGCAGUUUUGGGGACGAAGUACAAAUUUUUUUGGGGGAGAGAUAGGGGGGGGGGGGGGGGGGGGGGGGGGGGGGGGGGGGGGGGGGGGGGGGGUUGUCACGGUGGGGGGGGGGGGGGGGGGGGGAGGGGGGGGGGGGGGGGGGGGGGGGGGGGGGGGGGGGGGGGAGAGACGGAGCAAAAACAGGGAAGAAGAAAAGUGAGGAAAGAAAGAAAAGAAAAAAACAAAAAGCGUCAGAAAAGGAGAAAAAAAAAAAAAACAAAGAAGAGGAAAGAAGGCGAGGAAAAAAAGGAGAAAAGAAACGACGAACAAACAAGAGAAGGAGGGAAGAAGAAGGGCGGGGAGGGGGGGGCGGGGGGGGGGGGGGGGGAGGGGAGGGGGGGGGGGGGGGGGGGGGGGGAGGGAGCGGUGGGGGGCAACGGGGGGGGGGGCAGCGGGGGGGGGGGGAACGGGGGGGGGGGGGGGGGGGGGGAGGGGGGGGUGGGGGAGGGAGGGGGGGGAGGGGGGGGGGGGGGGGGGUUGUGGGUGGAGAAGGGAGGGGGGGGAAAGGGGGGGGAAAGCAAAAAAGGAAAGAAAAAGAAAAAAGGAGGGAGAGGGAGGCAGUAG
Dicrocoelium dendriticum is the source of this 663-nucleotide messenger RNA. The record is from the annotation of a GenBank genome assembly. Lineage: Eukaryota; Metazoa; Platyhelminthes; Trematoda; Plagiorchiida; Dicrocoeliidae.